Acipenser ruthenus (sterlet) is the source of this 2021-nucleotide messenger RNA. Its product is annotated as mitochondrial fission factor-like. The record is from RefSeq and is a predicted model, not a curated record. The transcript is spliced from 8 exons. Gene Ontology annotation, cellular component: peroxisome; mitochondrial outer membrane. Bases 207 to 1145 code for a protein of 312 amino acids. Lineage: Eukaryota; Metazoa; Chordata; Actinopteri; Acipenseriformes; Acipenseridae. Gene Ontology annotation, biological process: positive regulation of mitochondrial fission.
GGUAACUUCCUUUUUCUUUAGCUCCGUCGCUCAUCUCGUUCUGCGAAAGUAUCGACAAUCUAGCCCAGGGGUCAGUGUCUCCUCUCUCUAACAUUUGGGAUGCUGUUCUUCCUGUGACAGAAAAUACCGUUCCAGGGUUGUUUAAUUAAAGCAAAUACUGAUCCCAUAUUAAUUCACCUUCACUGCUUAGCUACGAAACGGCCCAAAUGAACGGAGCAGCAUUCCCCUCUCCAACUGCAGAAAUGGCAGAAAUCAAUCGCAUCCAAUAUGAGAUUGACUACACGGCAGGCAUUAGCCAGAGCAUGAGGAUCCCAGAGAAACUCAAAAUAGCUUCAUCGGGUGGUGAGGCACGCCAGGGCGGUUCAGGGGAUGCACAUUUUCCCAACGCCAUGAUGCAAGUUCCUGAGAGGAUUGUAGUGUCAGGUGACCAUGAAGAUGGCCAGUAUUCUAGACCAAGAGAUCUUGACCUGAUUCAGUCUACUCCUUUAGAAUCGCUGGCAUUGAAAACACCGCCUCGUGUUCUCACUCUCACUGAGAGACCUCUGGAUUUUCUGGAUUUGGAGCGAUCCAUGACUCAGACCCCUCAGAAUGAAGAGGCAUGUAUUGAGGAGGUGCGAACUCAGGGUAACGUGAAGAAGGAACGCUGUAUGAGUGAAAACGCUGUUCGUCAGAAUGGCCAGAUGGUCCGAAAUGACUCCAUUGUGGCACCGUCUACCUUGAUUCAGCCUCGUCUCUAUCCUCCUCUUACUUCGGUGGAUGAUGGACGAAACCUUUACUCCGCUCGUGGUGUUUUGUCUCUAAUCCAGUCCACAACCCGUAGGGCUUACCAACAGGUCAUGGAAGUGCUGGAUGAAAACCACAGAAGUGGACCAGUGUUGCGUGGAGGGUCAGCUUCUGCCACUUCCUCUAACCCUCUGCAUGACUCCAGAAGUGGCCUUUCAACUUUAGAUUCAACAUUGGAAGGGACUUCGGAUGAUUUGCCAGUUGUGGAUGCUACUUCCUUACGAAGACAGAUAAUUAAACUAAAUCGUCGUCUUCAGCUUCUAGAAGAAGACAACAAAGAACGUGGCAAAAGAGAAAUGGUCAUGUACUCCAUCACCGUGGCUUUUUGGCUAAUCAAUAGCUGGAUGUGGUUCAGACGCUAGGAGUCUGUACUACCAAAAAUAAGCAACUUCUUUUAAAAGGCAUUUAUUUGUUCUGAAGUGUGAAAGACCUGCCAAAUUGCUUUUCUUUCUGCACUUGGUCCAAGCACUGGAAAAACUCCAAAAAGUACAAAUAGGAAUUGUCAGGACAAAGGGACAUUCAAACUAUUUAGUGUUGUAUGUAUGCAAAUUUUAUUAUUAUUAUUAUUAUUAUUAUUAUUAUUAUUAUUAUUAUUAUUAUUAUUAUUAUUAUUGUUGGUGUAUAUAUUCCUAAAUCUAUUUGCAGAUUCUUUUUAGUGGUAUAUAAAGUGUCUCCACAAUGUCAACUUGUAAAAUACAACACAAAAAUAAGAAAGUAAUCAAUUCACAAAGACACUGCACUAUAUGAAAAUGUACAAAGAGCUUGUAGUGUGUGUGAAGAAAUAUGUAAUGUUUGGAACUCUUGUGGUUUGUGCUACUAUUAUUGUAGGGGAUGUUUCCCAUGGAUGUGGACCCAUUUCUUCCCCUCUCCACUAACUUUAUUGUUGCACUUUUUAUAUAUAUAUAUAUAUAUAUAUAUAUAUAUAUAUAUAUAUAUAUGAUUGCAUUUUAUGGUUAAAAAUAAAGCAUUGUAUAUUAGGUCACUGUUUUACAUUUCUCCACAUUGAAGUAAAUAGUUGAACCCUUGUGUAGUAGUACCAAUAUAAAACCACAGGUAAUUGUGAUGCAUGAAAUAUCGAUACCUUUAGACUUGCCCUAUGUACUUCUUAUUUUCCAUGUAGAUUUUUUUUUUUUUUUAAACUAAGAAUUUCUUUCACUUUUGCACCCUUGUGUGUUAUUACAUGGGAGUACAGCAUAAACAUAUUUUUCUUUCAAUAAAUGGUACCCGUAGCUCAAUAA